AUGACAAAACCAAGUUACAUAGACGCUGCUUUUUGUUCAUCUAAGAACAACGAAGCUUACUUUUUCAUCAAUGAUAAGUACGUGCUGUUAGAUUACGCUCCAGGAACCAGCAACGAUAAAGUUUUGUAUGGACCAACUCCUAUUCGUGAUGGUUUUAAAUCACUCAAUCAAACCAUAUUUGGAAGCUACGAAAUAGACUGUAGCUUCGACACCGAAAACAAUGAAGCGUUCAUCUUUUAUGAAAACUUUUGUACUCUCAUAGACCAUGCUCCACAUUCCAACAAAGACAAAAUCAUCUUAGGUCCUAAGAAAAUUGCUGACGUGUUUCCUUUUUUCGAAGGAACCGUGUUUAAAAUCGGAAUAGACGCGGCAUACAGAUCAACCAGGGGCAAAGAAGUUUACUUGUUCAAAGGAGAUCAAUAUGCUCGUAUAGACUAUGGAACCAACAGUAUGGUAAAUAAAGAAAUCAAAAGCAUUAGCAACGGGUUUCCUUGUUUCCGUAACACUUAA
Messenger RNA from Lathyrus sativus (Indian pea), 510 nucleotides. The record is from the annotation of a GenBank genome assembly. Lineage: Eukaryota; Viridiplantae; Streptophyta; Magnoliopsida; Fabales; Fabaceae.